Zea mays is the source of this 882-nucleotide messenger RNA. Its product is annotated as putative low molecular weight protein-tyrosine-phosphatase slr0328. The transcript has 5 exons. The record is from RefSeq and is a predicted model, not a curated record. Bases 310 to 882 code for a protein of 190 amino acids. Lineage: Eukaryota; Viridiplantae; Streptophyta; Magnoliopsida; Poales; Poaceae.
CUGCCUUCUUCCUUUACACGGCAGUGGCUUAUAAGACAGAGGCUGACUUUGCCCUGUGGGCCACACACGCAUAUGACAUACCAACACCAAAAAGCCGGCUGUAAACAUGUUCCCGCCGUUGACACGGUACCAGCCAUGACAUCAUGCAAUCCUUUUUGCACAUGCUUGGGUGCUCGUUCAGUAGUGGAUAAUCCAUCACAAUCACAAUGCCUUGUCCUUGGAUGAUUUCUAGUUACAGUGCGGACCGUGGAGGUAUCUGAGUUAUUGAUGCAUAUGAAUAUGUCUGUUCUUCAGCGCUUGAUGUAAAUUAUGUGUACAGGGAAUAUUUGCCGGAGUCCUGCUGCUGAAGCUGUGUUUCGGACCCUCGUAAGCAAGCGUGGGCUUGACUCCAAGUUUCUCAUAGACUCUGCUGGUACCAUCGGGUAUCAUGAGGGUAAUAAGGCAGACUCAAGGAUGAGAGCAGCUUCAAAGAAGCGGGGGAUUGAGGUCACAUCAAUAUCCAGGCCUAUCAAACCCUCGGAUUUUCAUGAUUUUGAUCUUAUCCUUGCAAUGGACAGGCAGAACUAUGAAGAUAUAUUGAACUCUUUUGAGAGAUGGAGACGCAAAGAGCCCCUCCCUGAUAGUGCACCCAAUAAGGUUAAGCUGAUGUGCUCCUACUGCAAACAUCAUACUGAGUCUGAAGUUCCAGAUCCUUAUUAUGGAGGCCCUCAGGGAUUUGAAAAGCGUGGUCGCGGCUGCGGUGGCUACGGCCUCGCGGCGAGGGCGUGGGCGGGCGCGGGCGCGGCGGUGUCGCGGCGGCGCGACGGUGUCAUGGCGGGGUCGCGGCGGGGCGGCGGGGUCGCAGCGGCGAUCUACGGCGGCGGCGCGGCUGUGAGAGAGUGA